Molecule: messenger RNA, 1157 nt
Organism: Nothobranchius furzeri (turquoise killifish)
Lineage: Eukaryota; Metazoa; Chordata; Actinopteri; Cyprinodontiformes; Nothobranchiidae
Product: TRAF-interacting protein with FHA domain-containing protein A
Biological process (GO): canonical NF-kappaB signal transduction
Molecular function (GO): protein binding
Source: RefSeq, a predicted model, not a curated record
UCUCAAGGCAACAGUCUCUUCCUGUUUUUGCUGCCAGCAGCUGAACUCUUAAUUCUGUCUCUCUCUCUAGACCUAGUUCUUGGUUCUGGUUCUCUUCUGGUGCUGAGAAAGAAUCUCUAUCUUCAUCUUUAGGAUUUCAUCACUUCUGGUCUCUUGACCGGUUCCAUCAGACCUUCAUGAUGAGCAUGUCUCAGACUAUGGAGACAGAGGAGGACCUGCUGACAUGUCUCCACAUAAAGUUCUACCACCCUCUGCAGAUCUCUAAAGACCUUUAUGGUUUACUCCCAGUGGGGACCAGGAGGAGACACUCAGCGGAUGAUCCAGUCAGACUGGGCCGGGACACCCAGUCCUGCUCCUACUCCCUGGUUGACCCGCGGGUGUCCCGCAAACAGCUGGCCCUUAUCGCCUACCGUCUGCCCCAGAACCCAGACCUGCUGUUCUCCAUCCAGAACCUGAGCCAGAGAGGGAGACUUUGUGUGAACAGCUCAGCUCUGGGAUUCCUGGAGAGGAUGGAUCUCCCCGACAAGGCUCUGAUCCGGUUUGGGGAAUACGAGAUGCUGAUCCUGCGUGAGUCUGGGGAGGCCAAAGCCAGCUUUGAGGUGGACUUUGAUGUGCUGGCGGUGCCUCCAUCCAGAGAGACGUGCAGCUGUGGUCCUGUUUCCACACCAGUGAUGGACACGGGUUUAAUGAACCACAUCACAGCUGAGAUCAGAGGACUUGGACCCCAAGAGACCGAUGAGACCCUGAUCUGUCACUCAUAACAAAGAAUAACUUCUACAGUUUCAUUCCAAAACUGAACUUGAGGACAGAAACGUGUGUAUUUUCGUUCCAUUUAGGUUCAGACAAGCUGACAUCUAUCUUCUGUCAUGGCUGCAUCAAGCAAAAAAUCUGCGUCUUGUUUUCCUAACAGUUUCUCUUCGUACCGACUGACAUUUUAGAUAGUUUUCAAUAAAAAAGCCUGCAGAUAUUGUCUCACUGCAUCUGGACACGACGAUUCACAAGUAAAAUUAAUUGGUUAUAGUUAUGAGAUACUGUAUUGUGUACGUAAACAGCUAGCGAGGGUCCGUCCGUGGACCGUGUGUGGCAGGAGAGGCAGUUAGCUAAAAUUGUAAUGCAAAAAGUUCCUUUGCCAAAUUUAUAAAGUCUACAUACCUCUG